CAGAGGGUGUUUUCCUUCUGCCGUGUCAGUUUUCAGCUCUCUGUCACAGUCCUUGUGUUUGCGCGUAAAAGCAGAACCGCUGGAGUCUCAAUGAAGAGCUACACACGGGGCAUAUGGUCUGAUUGAUCCAGAAUUCCCAACAUGGCUUCAGUGGGUCACAUGGAUCUGCACCAGGUAUUGAGAGGGAAGCCCUGCAUUUCUUCACAGAUUCAAGUUUCCAUUGUGAGGAUGCCUGCGCUUGGAGAGGAUACACCAGUAUAAAAAGCAGAAACGCUUCAUCAUUAAGCUGCAGAUAAUAAACCGCUGUUCCCCUGGGAUCAGUACAUGCUGAAUUGUUAUCAGGACGCGUUUGAAAGCCUUUUUGCUUCAGUGAACCUAAAUAGGACAACGUGCAAAUCAUGACUGAGUUAAAUAGUGUGGGGUUGAGAGGUGACGGGCUUUCUCUAGCUGGAUUUUAGACCUGCUGUUUUGUUGGGGGGGGGGGGGGGGUGUUUCACCAGAGGAGCUCCCUCAUUAGGAGCCAAAGAGGUCAGAGGUCAACUCACAUGGUCAAGUGGGUGGAAGACUUUAACGGUUUCUGCCAGAGUCACUAUCUGUGGGUGUUCAAGCUGAAUGAUUCUUGUUGAGAACAUAAAAGAAAAGUCAAAAAGUGGACACUUGUGUCCAACGCUGUGGAACGAGUCGCCAUGCUAGAAGUCGGGAUUUGGACCAUCAGACUAUCUGUUCAGCUGCUGCUUUGGUCACAACUCCUGGACAGUCAACAAACAGCAGAUCACAGGAAGGUGCCUCAGAGGACAGAGUCUCAACAGGAGUUCAGGGCAGAGUACGGGGAAAUUCAGGGAGCCUGGGGCACUUGGGGCGCCUGGUCAACCUGCUCCCGGACAUGUGGGAAAGGGGUACAAGAACAGACGAGGCCCUGUCUGCCUGUGUACACUCAAUACCCCUCCAGAGGAGCUGCCGUUCAGCCCCAGCAGCCAGGCCAUGUCAUUUCAGCUUUGAAGCCUGCUGCUGCUCCACGCCACAGUGGUGUCAGAGCCUUCAACAACAGCAGCAGCAGGGGACAGCUGAGGAGGGAGAAGCAGAGCAGGCCAGGAGAACGCAGGAAGGUCACCCACAUUGUCCCAGGGAGGUAUGGGUAUGGACGAGCACCUCAUGUGGCUCCACUGUUAGUGGAUUCAGGCAGAGGCUCAGCUUCCCCUCGCCUCCACAGACAAAAACGCUCCCCUGCUGCUAACUCCCUUCAGGCUUUUCCUAGAGGGCACACCGACCUCAGAUCACACAAACUGGAUGCCUCCAACAACCUCCAUCACUUUACCAGGCCAUAUGUGCAUCCCAGGACUCAACAUCCCAGGAAUAACCAAGUCUGGACUUCCCUUUACCAGCCUGCAUCCUCUAACCAGGCUGAGGUCCAGACUGGGAGUCACACCUCCAGCCACCAGCUGCACAAAGAGAGACCUUACAACCCACUGCCUUCAUCCUUCUGUACAGGGGAGCAUGCUCUCUACAGGAUCUGCAACAGUAAUGAUUGUCCUCCAUCCAGCAAAGACAUCAGAGCGGUUCAGUGUUCUUCCUACAACAACCAGCCUUUCAUGGGCAGACUCUAUAAAUGGGAACCUUUUAAUGAAGUUCCUGGGGGGCAGCAUUGUGAGCUAAACUGCCGGGCCACUGGGUUCAGAUUCUACGUGCGACAGUCAGACAGGGUGAUUGAUGGCACGCCGUGCGGACAAAAUGAAACAAAUCUGUGUGUGGCGGGACGGUGCGCGGUAAGCGAUCUUCAGCUUUGACCUGAUGAGCUGUUCCCUUGAAGCACAGAAAUGUUCUGUUUCUCGUGGAUCAUCGUUGCAGUGCAUGUACCUUAUAGUAGCCGUCUUUAUCCUGCCUGGUGUUUUCAUCCAGACUCUUUUAUGUUGUUGGUGCUUC
Molecule: messenger RNA, 1920 nt
Organism: Poecilia latipinna (sailfin molly)
Lineage: Eukaryota; Metazoa; Chordata; Actinopteri; Cyprinodontiformes; Poeciliidae
Gene: thsd4
Product: thrombospondin type 1 domain containing 4
Exons: 8
Coding region: 687-1784 (365 amino acids)
Biological process (GO): proteolysis; extracellular matrix organization
Cellular component (GO): extracellular matrix
Molecular function (GO): metalloendopeptidase activity
Source: RefSeq, a predicted model, not a curated record